AUGGUGGGAUCAACAGAGUAUUAUCGUUGUAAACAUUCGCGAUGUAUUGUGACUUUACAUACUGAUCUGAAUGACGUUAUAUUGGAAUUUAAUGGUGAACAUUGUCAUCCACCUGAACCUGAAGAGAUCGAAAUUCGAAAGUUUAAAGAAGCUGCGAAAAAUCGUACUAAAAUUGAAACUACGCCUAUCUCUCAAACCUAUGAUGAAGAAGCAAUACGACUUGACAUGUCAAAAGUAACAAUUGCUGCUUUACCAUCCGAAAGAGAAAUGAGGUGCUUAAUAAUUGGUUAG
Molecule: messenger RNA, 291 nt
Organism: Adineta ricciae
Lineage: Eukaryota; Metazoa; Rotifera; Eurotatoria; Adinetida; Adinetidae
Source: the annotation of a GenBank genome assembly